UUGACUUCCUGUUCCUCUCGUGCAGGCAGCAGAAAGAAGCAGAGUGUGAUUUGUCAGCAGAGUGAAAACAAUGGAUGCCAAAUUUCAGCGUGUGGCAUUAAAUGACGGACACUCCAUUCCUGUGCUGGGACUGGGCACCUAUGCACCUUCUGAGGUUCCUAAGAGUAAGGCUACAGAGGCUACCAAAAUAGCUAUAGAUGUUGGCUUCCGCCACAUUGAUGCUGCUUAUCUGUACCAAAAUGAAGAGGAAGUCGGUCAGGCCAUCCGCAGCAAGAUUGCAGAUGGCACUGUGAAGAGAGAAGACAUAUUCUACACCUCAAAGCUUUGGUGCACUUUCCUCCGACCGGAGCUGGUCCGACCAAGCUUGGAAAAGUCACUGAAAAAACUUCAGCUGGACUAUGUUGAUCUCUAUAUCAUUCAUUUCCCAGCAGCUCUGAAGCCUGGGGAGGACUUAUUACCAAGAGAUGAAAAUGGAAAAGUAAUAUUUGACACCGUAGAUAUCUGUGCCACCUGGGAGGCCAUGGAAAAGUGCAAGGAUGCAGGAUUGGCCAAAUCCAUUGGGGUGUCCAACUUUAACUCUAGGCAGCUGGAGAAAAUCUUGAACAAGCCAGGGCUGAAGUAUAAACCCGUGUGUAACCAGGUGGAAUGUCACCCUUAUCACAAUCAGAGAAAACUGCUGGAGUUCUGCAAGUCCAAGGACAUUGUUCUGGUUGCCUAUGCUGCAUUAGGUUCCAACACAAACAAGCAAUGGGUGAAGAAGGACAACCCAGUUCUCCUAGAGGAUCCUGUACUAAAUGCCAUGGCUGAGAAGUACAGGCGCACUCCAGCCCAGGUAGCUCUACGCUACCAACUGCAGCGAGGCAUAGUGGUCCUGGCCAAAAGCUUCAACAGGAAAAGAAUGCAAGAGAACUUCCAGGUUUUUGACUUCCAGCUGACAUCAGAGGACAUGAAAACUAUUGAUGACCUGGACAGAAAUAUCCAGUAUUUUGGUGGAUCUACUUCUGAAAAUUCUCCAGAUUUGGAUGACUGAUGACUACAAACACUAUGUUUGCCCCAAGAUUCUUGGAUUCCGACUAAAGAAUAGAGAGGUUUUCAGGAAUCGGAAAGUAUCUGAUUGACU
Ochotona princeps (American pika) is the source of this 1120-nucleotide messenger RNA. RefSeq names its product prostaglandin-E(2) 9-reductase. Bases 71 to 1030 code for a protein of 319 amino acids. Lineage: Eukaryota; Metazoa; Chordata; Mammalia; Lagomorpha; Ochotonidae. The record is from RefSeq and is a predicted model, not a curated record. Gene Ontology annotation, molecular function: steroid dehydrogenase activity; ketosteroid monooxygenase activity; aldose reductase (NADPH) activity. Gene Ontology annotation, cellular component: cytosol. Gene Ontology annotation, biological process: steroid metabolic process. The transcript is spliced from 9 exons.